This is a messenger RNA of Pocillopora meandrina, 1173 nucleotides long. NCBI's taxonomy places the organism in Eukaryota, Metazoa, Cnidaria, Anthozoa, Scleractinia, Pocilloporidae. The record is from the annotation of a GenBank genome assembly.
AUGUUAGGUAGGAACACAAGAUCCCAAGAACCCAUCAUCCUAGAUAUGGGAGAUCGUGACCCUACGGGUAUAAACUCCUAUUUAAAGGUAAAUUUGUUGUUUCCUUUCGUCUACUUUAGAGUAACUUGCAGAUCCAACGAAUUAUCUAAGAUAAUUCGCCAGAAUGUUGUGGUUACAUACAUGGAAGAAAGUCGCAAUAGGAUGUAGCAAAUACUUAACUAGAGUCCUGCGAUUCCAAUAAGGGCAGGGAGGAGGGGGGGGGGGGGAGUGAAGUCUUGAUAAACUCCAUAAAAGCACUGUUCACCGGCUCUAAUAAAAUCUGCUAGAAAUCUGAAGUUUACAUUUUGGUUUAUUCAUGGGUUUGCACCAUUCGAUACGUACUCAGCAAUUCAACGCUACCUUUAUCAUGAAGUAGAAUUUCAAAUAGAGCGCGAUUUGUUUGUUUUUGCCAUAUGAAAUUAUAAGAUGCGAUUAGUUUCACUGAAAAAUACAACUCUCCCUAGACACGAGUCAAGUGUUUGCCGCAUUGCACCUGUCACGCUCUACACACUCCCCUCGUAGGCGCUGCGUGACAAACUCAACAACCUCUGCUAGAGAGACUAACGUAUAUCGUAACACCGGGAUUAUCAUGAAAAAGCUUCAAUAAUUUAUAAAAAUUACAUUACAGGAACUGCUAUUAGUUACUUUGGCUUAAAAUAACAUUUUGAAAAUCACAACCACUAGGAAACCAAGGAUUCUACGGCAAUUCUAGCGACGACAGGGCUCUAAUAGGGAAGUUUGUGCACUUUUUCAUUAAAUUUCUUUUACUGAAAAAGUUCUUAAUUUUUUCCGUAGGUGGAUUUCAUGGAUUUGAUAGCUGAACCUGAAGGAUUUCAAUCCCACAAGAACCUGCACAAGUGCGCCUUUAGAACGUACAACUUCACUAAAAACUGCUGCUACUUUGGGUUGACGCUCAUCUUUGGGGGUCCACUGGCAUUCUGUUUUGGCUGCUACUUUGCCUGUAUCGGGUUCGAGUACGUUUGGUGUGUGAUACCUUGUGUUAAGGCGUGGCUGAUAAGAUUGGAGUGCUUCGGCAGGAUCUUUGCAUACUGCAUCAAGAAUUUUUGUGACCCUUGUUUCUACUCAAUUGGGAAAAUCUUUUCUAGAAUUCAUGUCAAGACUGAAACGGUUUAG